GGUCGGGUCCCGGUGCGGGCCCCGGUCGGAGGAGCAUGUCGGCCCCGGAGAGCAGCGCUGGUAGCAGCGAGGCCCGGGAGGACGCGUGCCGCGAUUACCAGUCGUCGCUGGAGGACCUGACGUUCAACAGCAAGCCGCACAUCAACAUGCUGACCAUCCUGGCCGAGGAGAACUUGCCCUUCGCCAAGGACAUCGUCUCCCUGAUCGAGGCGCAAAUCGCCAAGGCUCCUGCAUCAGAGAAGCUCCCAGUUAUGUACCUUAUGGAUUCCAUUGUCAAGAAUGUGGGAAAAGAAUAUCUUACUGCAUUUACUAAAAACCUAGUUGCAACAUUUAUUUGUGUAUUUGAAAAGGUGGAUGAAAAUACUAGGAAAAGUUUAUUUAAAUUACGCUCCACAUGGGAUGAUAUUUUUCCUUUGAAGAAACUAUAUGCCCUUGAUGUCAGAGUCAACUCAUUAGAUCCUGCUUGGCCAAUUAAACCUCUGCCCCCAAAUGUGAAUACUUCUAGCAUCCAUGUGAAUCCUAAGUUUUUAAAUAAAUCGCCAGAGGAAUCUACUCCACCUACCUCUGCUGUCACUUCUGGUGCCUCAACUCCUCCAGCUGUUCCUGAAAUACAGAAGAACUUGACACAAGAGCAAUUGAUAAGGCAACAAUUGCUUGCAAAACAAAAACAGUUGCUAGAACUUCAGCAGAAAAAAUUAGAGUUGGAGCUGGAGCAGACUAAAGCACAGUUGGCUGUUUCUCUUAGCGUUCAACAAGGAUCACCUACUAUAGCCUCAGUCCCAACACCUUCCAAGCAACAUGUGUCUCCGACACCUCAUAUGGCAGUUAAAUCUCCUCAUCAGACUCCUGUGCAACCUGAGAAAAACAAGCCGUCCCCGAGCCCUCCACUGCAUGACGUCAAAAUAGUAAACAGGGAUCCUCGACUUAACAGGAUGGCUCAACAUUCUUCUCAUGGUAAAGAUCAGUCUCAUAGGAAGGAAUUUCCAACAAAUGCAACCAGUCAAUCGGAUAGCAAGGCAAGCAAAACAGCUCAGGCUGAAAAACAGAGCUCAAAGCAAGAAAAACUGAAAGCAAGUGAAAAAACACCCAAGAAAGAGCUUGAUCCAUCAGAAGUAAAAUCUAAAUCACCAUCACCUUUGAAAAAUAAGCUGCCCAGUACUAAAGAUAGUAAAAGCCAGGAAUGCGAAAGCACAAAAGUAUCUGAAAUCAGUAAACGUGACCCGAGAUUGAAAAAACAUCUUCAAGAAAAGACAGAGGGCAAAGAGGACGAGGUGAAAGAGAAGAAGAAAAGUACAGAGAAAAAGGAAAAAGAAGACCAUAAGACAGGUGAACACAGACCAGCAGGCAGCAGAAAUAAAGUAAUUAAUGGUGUUGUUCAGAAACAAGAUACAGCUACAGAGGAGUCAGAAAAGCAGGGUGGAAAACAGGGGAGAUCGAGCAAUAGAAAACGCUCACGAUCACGUUCUCCUAAGUCACGGUCACCGUCUACACAUUCUCCAAAAAGAAGAGAUAGGAGAUCACCCAAAAGAAGACUUAGGAGUUUAUCUCCCACUUCAACUCCCAAAAUUGGAAAGAUACGUCAGAUUGGCCCUAAGCAGUCUCAUGUUGAAGAAGGUGCACAAACAGCAAGAGAUGAAAGAAAUUCUAAUAAACGCAACGUSAAACAAGAGGUGCGAGAUCCAAGGAGAGUGAAAAAAACUCAAGAAGACAGGCCCCAAGAAGCAGCCAGCCAGCAUUCUACAAAAGCCUCUCCUGAUCCAAAGGAGAAUGCAGAAAACUGGCAGGGAUCCAAAUCAGGCAAGAGGUGGAAAUCUGGUUGGGAAGAGAAUAAAAACUCACAGCCGAAUGAAGAACACCAAGCAGCUGGUAAAUCCCCUCACCAAAGACACCGGGAAAAUUGGUCAGCUAGUAAAGGAAUUUUAUCACCCCGAGCACCGAAGCAGCAGCACCGGUUAAGUGUGGAUGCCAAUUUACAGAUUCCCAAAGAGUUGACAUGUGCGAGCAAGAGAGAAUUACUUAAGAAGGCAAAUGAACGCUUAACAUCUGGUGAAAUAACGCAAGAUGAGUUCCUCGUGGUAGCUCACCAGAUCCGACAGCUGUUCCAGUAUCAGGAAGGAAAGCACAGAUGCAACGUGUGGGAUAGUCCUACAGAAGAAAAAUGUGGUUUGAAAAAGAAACCUCUUCUGUCUGAUGCAGAAUUAACAUAUUAUGAACACAAAGCAAAAUUGAAAAGAACACAAGUGCAACCUUCCUUGUCAAGACUUGAUCUGUUAGAUCCUGAUGAUAUUUUAGAUUAUCAUUUACCUGAUGCUUUGCUUUCUGGAAUAGAUUGUGAACAAGCUAAAGCAAAGCGUGGCGUGCAGUUUGACAGAAAAGAACCUUUUGGAGAAAGACCCAGACGACAUUCUCCUGUAAGUGGCAGUAACAGAGCUUUCCCUGAUAGUCUUUCACCACUUGAGGGUCGACGAAGGCUUGAGGAACAAAAUGCUACUAAAGGAGCAAGAGGUUCUAAAAAUUUUGAUCCUUACGACAGCUGGGGAGAAUCAGAGGAGUUUAGAGAAGCUCUCAGGCAACAGGGGAAAAGCACACCAGAGUUCCAGAAAAUAGAUGGUGAUGCAAUCUGCAGAUUUGAUAAUCGUGAAGAAAGACAGCUUCUUGGCCAAGCUGGUGUUCGAGAAGAACCAAGGUCCCCAUUCAGUGAACGUUUCAAGAGAGCGAGAUAUGAAGAUCCGGAGUCUCCAGGAUCAAGAUUUGGAGGCAUUGAAGUAAAGCAGAGAAUAAGUGCACUGAUGGAAGACAGACCUCUCUUUGAUGGCUCACCUAGACCACCUUCUGCGAGGGUUGGCGUAGAUGGACCAGGAAGUCCUUUUGUUGAUGGUCCUGCUGCUGGUUCAACUUCUAGAAUUGACGGGCCACCUGGACAGGCUGCUCUGAGAUUUGAGGGGCCUCUGGUAGGGGGAGGUGCCUCUCAAUUUGAUGGACCAUUGGCAGCAGCAGGGGCUGCUGGAGCCCUAAGAUUUGAAGGGCCACCAGGGCAGCUGGCUGGUGCCCUCAGGUUUGAAGGACCCCCAGGUCAGGUUGGUGGAGGAGGUCCCCUGAGAUUUGAGGGCCCCCUUGGGCAAAUAGGUGGCCCAUUGCGUUUUGAGGGGCCAGCAGGACAGCCUGUAGGUGGUCCUAGAUUUGAAGGACCGGGAGUUGGCCUCAGGUUUGAAGGACCCCGUGGUCAACUUUCAGGUGGCCUCAGGUUUGAGGGACCUCAUGGUCAACCUCUGGGGCCUCGAGGUCAACCAGGGGGUGCUCUCAGGUUUGAGGGACCCCAUGGUCAGCCCUUGGGGCCUCAUGGUCAACCAGGGGGCGGUCUCAGGCCCUUCGAUGGGCCACACUUACAACCACUGGGGCCUCAUGGUCAACCCGGAGGUGGCCUUAGGUUUGAGGGGCAUGUGGGGCCACACGGGCCAUCAGGUGCUGGACUUAGAUUUGAGGGGCCUCAUGGACCGUCAGGUGCUGGACUCAGGUUGGAAGGACCCGGUGUGGGUCCCAGGUUAAUUGAUGGACCAGCACACCAGGGAGGGGCUGGUCUCAGAUUUGAAGGUCCUCUGGGUCGAACUGGUCCAAGAUUUGAUGGCUUUGAUGGUCAACCUGGCCAGCUCGCUCUCCUGCAAAGAUUUGAUGGAAUUCAUGGACAGCCUGGCCCAAGAUUUGAAAGGGCACCUGGCCAGCAGGGACAGCCACGAUUUGACACAGCCAUACCUCAGAGAUUUGACGGUCCUCACCAGCAACCCUCAAGGUUUGACUUGCCCCUUGGACUGCAAGGUGCACGUUUUGAAAAUGUAGCUAACCAUCCUGCCUCAAGACUGGAACUGGCACCCUAUGGACAAGGUGGCCCGUUYGGUGAACAUCCCGGCCAGGGCUACAAUGGACCAUCCCAUGGAUUGCAAUUCCAGAGACCUGAAUUAUUUGAUGGUUCUCCAGGACCAAAUUUCAAUGGGCCAGCUGGCCCAGGAGCACAGAAUUUCCCCUUGAGAGCAUCUGGACAUUAUUUUGAUGAAAAAGGUCUUCAGGGUCCUCAGUAUGGAAACUUCAAUAGCCUGGCAGUGGGAAGCAGCCAGGUGGCUCUCAUGUCCGCUCAACCAGGACCUUAUGGUCCAGGUCAGCAGUAUUUACCAAAUCCUGGAAGCUUUGUUCAGAACCCAGCAGCCCUUCCACAUUCAUACCCUGACAACCACCUUGGCCAGCUGGAUGUCAAUGAGUUGUUUGCUAAACUGCUCUCAACAGGAAUCCUCAAACCAUCAAAAACAGAUUCCACGUCAGCACAAGUGAAUGAAACAUCAGCCCAGCCAGCUGCUGAAGAGGAGGAGGAUGAUCAGAAUGAAGACCAGAAUGUCCCAGACCUCACUAACUUUACAGUGGAAGAACUCAGACAGCGUUACGAUAGUGUUAUAAACCGACUGUACACUGGAAUUCAGUGUUACUCAUGUGGAAUGAGAUUUACUACUUCACAGACAGAUGUUUAUGCAGAUCAUUUAGACUGGCAUUACCGCCAAAACCGCACAGAAAAGGAUGUUAGCAGGAAAGUUACACACAGGAGGUGGUACUACAGCUUAACAGACUGGAUUGAAUUUGAAGAAAUAGCUGAUCUAGAGGAGCGUGCAAAAAGCCAGUUUUUUGAAAAAGCUCAUGAAGAGGUGGUGCUGAAGACACAAGAAGCUGCAAAAGAGAAGGAGUUUCAGAGUGUUCCUGCUGGACCAGCUGGAGCAGAUGAGAGCUGUGAAAUUUGCCAAGAGCAAUUUGAACAGUAUUGGGAUGAGGAGGAGGAGGAGUGGCAUCUGAAGAAUGCUAUUAGAGUAGAUGAAAAGAUUUACCAUCCAUCAUGUUACGAAGAUUACCAAAAUACAUCAUCAUUCGAUUGCACACCAUCUCCCAGCAAGACUCCUGUAGAAAAUCCACUAAAUAUUAUGUUGAACAUUGUUAAACAAGAAACACAAGAAUCCUGUGAGUCCCCUAAAGUCAAAGAAGAACCUGAGGACACUCCUAUUAGCUGUGCAGAAGAGAGCACACCUGCAUCUGCAGAUAUUAAAACAGAACCUGAAAAGGUUGAGUCUGUUUAAAUAAACUGAGGUAUGAAUUUUUUUUACAGAACAGAAGAGCUGCUGUGUUGACUCUGGAACGCAAAUACUUUUUAUAUGAAAUAAAAAUGUUUAGCUGAGGCAGGGCCUCAGCUACUGUUUGGUUAAUAAAUACAUUUUUGUAUUUGAAUUUCUUAUUGCCUGCACAGUUUCAGGUGUCAUUGUGUGAAAGUUCUGUAGAUGCGUGAAAAUUUAAUGGAAUGAAAUUGUAUAUGUAAAAAUGUACAAUUUUCACUUGUGGAAAUGUAAAUUAUAAAUAAAAGAUAUUUUUGCUAUAUAUGGAGUGUAAUGUUUAUGCACACCAUCAAAUGAAGACAGUGUUUCUGUACUUUUUUCAGUUAAAAUGGAAAUAAAACAGCCUCAGUUUUAGACCUCUUGCUCAACAGGAUUCAGAAAAAUUAAAGCAAGUAACAUCCAUUAUCUCAUACGUGGGUUAUCAAGGGAAGAAGUGAUAUGGGAACUUUUUCA
Messenger RNA from Nothoprocta perdicaria, 5594 nucleotides. RefSeq names its product PCF11, cleavage and polyadenylation factor subunit (gene PCF11). The record is from RefSeq and is a predicted model, not a curated record. Gene Ontology annotation, cellular component: mRNA cleavage factor complex; cytoplasm. The transcript has 16 exons. Gene Ontology annotation, biological process: termination of RNA polymerase II transcription. NCBI's taxonomy places the organism in Eukaryota, Metazoa, Chordata, Aves, Tinamiformes, Tinamidae. Bases 36 to 5108 code for a protein of 1690 amino acids. Gene Ontology annotation, molecular function: mRNA binding; RNA polymerase II complex binding.